Molecule: messenger RNA, 3815 nt
Organism: Balaenoptera musculus (blue whale)
Lineage: Eukaryota; Metazoa; Chordata; Mammalia; Artiodactyla; Balaenopteridae
Gene: CDC25A
Product: cell division cycle 25A
Exons: 15
Coding region: 452-2023 (523 amino acids)
Biological process (GO): positive regulation of G2/MI transition of meiotic cell cycle; protein dephosphorylation; positive regulation of G2/M transition of mitotic cell cycle
Cellular component (GO): nucleus; cytoplasm
Molecular function (GO): protein tyrosine phosphatase activity
Source: RefSeq, a predicted model, not a curated record
CCGCGAAAGGCCACCUCGGCAGCGACAGCCCGGGAGGGAGGUGAAGGUCGGCCUGGUUUUCUGCACUCCCGGGCUGGGCAAGAGAGUGAAAGAAGAGUGAAGAGAGUGUGAGACCAGGCCAUUGCCUCGCGGCUCUAGCCGCUCUCCCUCCCCGACCUGCCCCGCUUGUUUGGAUUUAAUCUUCAGGUUGCCGGCGCCCGCCCGCCGGCCUCGCGGAGUGAGGGGAAGCACCCGAGCCUGUGGCUGGCGCCUGCCGAGUCCGGACACCACCCGUCCUCUUCGCUUGCCCGCGGCAGCCGCGUCCCUGAACCGCGGGGUCGUGUUUGUGUUUGACUCGCGGGCGCCGGCAGCGGGGCGCGCGGCCGAGGCCAGUGCCGGCGGGGCGGGGCGGGGCGGGCGCGGCGGAGGCGGAGGAAGAGGGAGCAGGAUCCCUGGGAGGUAGGGCGCCGCCAUGGAACUGGGCCCGGAGCCACCGCACCGCCGCCGCCUGCUCUUCGCCUGCAGCCCCCCUCCCGCACCUCAGCCCGUCGUGAAGGCGCUGUUCAGCACGCCAGCCGCCGGGGGCCUGUCGCCUGUCACCAACCUGACGGUCACCAUGGACCAGCUGCAGGGACUGGGCAGUGAGUAUGAACAGCCACUGGAGGUGAGGAAUAGCAGUCUGCAGAGAAUGGGCUCCUCCGAAUCAACUGAUUCAGGCUUCUGUCUGGAUUCUCCUGGGCCCUUGGAUAGUAAAGAAAACCUUGAAAAUUCCAUGAGGAGAAUAAAUUCCCUGCCUAAGCUCUUGGGGUGUAGCCCAGCUCUGAAGAGGAGCCAUUCUGAUUCUCUUGACCAUGAUGUCUUUCAGCUAAUUGACCAGGAUGAGAACAAGGAAAACGAAGCCUUUGAGUUUAAGAAGCCAGUAAGACCUGCAUCUCGAGGCUGCCUGCAUGCUCAUGGACUGCAGGAGGGUAAAGAUCUCUUCACACAGAGGCAGAACUCUGCCCCAGCUCGGAUGCUUUCCUCAAACGAAAGAGAUGGCAGUGAACCAGGGCAUUUCACUCCUUUUUUUAUGCCCCAGUCACCUGUGACUGCCACUUUGUCUGAUGAGGAUGAUGGCUUCAUGGAUCUUCUCGAUGGAGAGAAUCUGAAGAAUGAUGAAGAGACGCCGUCCUGCAUGGCAAGCCUCUGGACAGCUCCCCUUGUCAUGAGAAGAACUACAAACCUGGGCAAUCGUUGCAAGCUGUUUGACUCCCCUUCCACGUGUAGCUCCACCAUCCUGUCAACGUUGAAAAGAACAGACCGAUCGCAAGAGGAGUCCCCACGUGGAAAUAGGAAGCGGAGGAAGAGCGUGGCUGGGGCCAGUCCCGAAGAGGCAGCUAGUCCAAAGAAGCCCCAGGAGAUUCUACAUCAGUCUUUAUCCCUGGUAUCUUCCCCAAAAGGGACCAUUGAGAAUAUUUUGGAUAAUGACCCAAGGGACCUUAUAGGAGACUUCUCCAAGUGUUACCUCUUUCAUACAGUUGCUGGAAAGCAUCAGGAUUUAAAAUACAUCUCUCCAGAAAUUAUAGCGUCUGUUUUGAGUGGCAAGUUUGCCAACCUCAUUAAAGAGUUUGUUAUCAUUGACUGCCGAUACCCAUAUGAAUAUGAGGGAGGCCACAUCAAGGGUGCAGUGAACUUGCACAUGGAAGAGGAGGUUGAAGACUUCUUACUCAAGAAGCCCAUCGUACCUACGGAUGGCAAGCGUGUCAUCGUGGUGUUCCACUGCGAGUUUUCUUCUGAGCGAGGCCCUCGCAUGUGCCGAUAUGUGAGAGAGAGAGAUCGGCUUGGUAACGAGUACCCCAAACUCCACUACCCGGAGCUGUAUGUCCUGAAGGGCGGAUAUAAGGAGUUCUUCCUGAAAUGCCAGUCUCACUGCGAGCCCCCCAGUUACCGGCCCAUGCACCACGAGGACUUUAAAGAAGACCUGAAGAAGUUUCGCACCAAGAGCCGGACCUGGGCCGGGGAAAAGAGCAAGAGAGAGAUGUAUAGCCGUCUGAAGAAGCUCUGAAGGUCUCAGUGCCAGACAGCAGCAGCCUGAGCCUCCCUCCCUACCCCCCUCCCCUCUUUGCUGCAGAGAAACUUGAGCAAAGGGGCCAGCCGUGUGACAUUUGGAGAGAAGGCCUGAGGCUUCCAUGUCUUAAACCUACCUCCCACUCUCCCAGGGUUGGAGCCCAGAGCAUUCUGCUGGCUCUUCUGUCCCUGUAAGUCGUCCUUCUGCAACAGGACGGUCUGCCAAGGCUGUCACGUGCCACAGCACAGUUCCAAGCACCAAGUCAAGAUGUUCUGACUCCUCAUCCCCCACAGCUGGAUGAGCUGCCUGGGCCUCGUUGGGUACUGGCCUUCUCCCCUGAGGGGAGGGGUAGGAGAGUCUGAGUGGAGAGAAGACUCACAAAUGCUGCUGGCCAAAUACCAAAGACGGCCUGCGAAGGAAAGGUCUUUGUGGGAUAACCCAUAUCAUUAAUUUAUUCAACUUCAUCAGUCACUUUCUUUUCUUUCUUUUUUUGUAAUCAACUCCUGGAGACUUUUAUUUAACUGCUUCUUUAAGUUACAAUACUGCCAUCCUAGGUGGGGUUUUAUCAUCCCAGGGACUACCUCUGCCUUUAAUUUUUAAAAAAAAAAGAAAAAGGGAGGGGGAAGAAGAGGGACAUGAGUUGUGGGACAGAGAACUAGGCACUCUGUCACCCCCAGGAGGCGCUGCAGUACUGGGGCUGCUGCUAUUUACAGCCAAGGACUGAGAUACUGGUGGGAGCAGGCCCCAGACUCAGGCUUGGCUACAGGACAUAAGCUAAACCUCCCAGACCUACCUCGAAGGCCCCUGAGAUCUACUGGGGUGACCCUGCUCGCUGUGAUGUUGCUGGUCUAGGAGUCACGGUCAGGAAAGCACUUGAGGCGGCUUCCAUUGGGCCACCCCCAGGUCAGUGUUGGAACAUGGUAGAGCAGGGAUCCCAGUGUAGGCGGGCAGGGAUGGGGGGCUCUGCCAGAUAAGGGAAGGGAGUAUAUAUUGAGUGUCUUUCUUCUAUUGCUCUGAUACUCUUUGAUCGCUUCUAUUUUAAUUUUUUAAAAAUAGUCAUUUUAUGAUCAAGGAGUAUCAAAUCAGUGUUGGCUGGGCCACCCAAGGCUGGGGAGAGGGGCUGGAAGCCCUGGGCAUUAGAAGGGAGUGGGUGCUGGCAGAGAUGACUAUAGAAUGUGUUUCUCAGGAGGCAGCGUGGUGGAUUUUGAAGGUAAAACUUUGAGUUUAUCAUGUUUCAAUUUGAGGGACAGGGAGAGAUGGAUCAUCACCAGUUGCCCCUCAUCUCAUCCCACAGAAGUGGGGGUCUCAAAGGAACACCUCCCAGGGAGCUGGGGCUGAGUUGAUUGACUCUAGACAGGCCUGUUUGGUUCCUGUUCAUCCCCACCCUUAGGUGCUGGCUUCCUCACCAUCUUUGUUCCAUUGGGGUAUAGCGAAGUUUUUCUUAUAUAGCAGAUUCAGUCUCCCCUCUUGCCCCGGCUUCCUGUUCUGGGGGCGGGGAGAGAAUCAGUGAUACUGGAGAUGACUGGUUGCUGUGUUAUGGGUUUGAGUUGCAUUUGACUAUAAAACAAUCUUGUUAGAAAAAGUAUGUGGGAAGGAGGGGAGCAGGGGGAGAAGGCCUCUUCCCCCACACACACUGAGACACAUCUUAAUUAGUCUGUAAUCUUUAUUGUAGGGAUUCUGUUGGUUGAAUGCCUGAAAAGGGAGGUGGGAUGGCCUUUAGAAUGUACCAGCUUAGUAACAUUGGUAACCAACUGUUGCAGGCUCUGAAAAUAAAAACAAUCUUGAACCC